Molecule: messenger RNA, 3335 nt
Organism: Peromyscus leucopus (white-footed mouse)
Lineage: Eukaryota; Metazoa; Chordata; Mammalia; Rodentia; Cricetidae
Product: acyl-coenzyme A synthetase ACSM2, mitochondrial
Exons: 14
Coding region: 136-1872 (578 amino acids)
Biological process (GO): fatty acid biosynthetic process; acyl-CoA metabolic process
Cellular component (GO): mitochondrial matrix
Molecular function (GO): fatty-acyl-CoA synthase activity; fatty acid ligase activity
Source: RefSeq, a predicted model, not a curated record
UUUGAUCUGGGAACUGUCCACUUCAGUGCUGUUUUCUUCUCCAGGGCUACAGGAGCUCUGGAACUACCUCCCAAGAGGGAAGUAGACCAAGCUACCUCCAGAGAGAGUUCCAGAAGAGGCUUGGCAGCUCUGAUCAUGCAUUGGCUGUGGAAAAUUCCAAGAUAUUGUGCCCAUUGGGGUACUGAAAUGUUCAGCCGUACAUUCCAUAUUAAUAUCAAGAAACAAAUGUCCAUACAGUGGGGCCACCAAGAAGUACCUGCCAAGUCCAACUUUGCUAGUGAUGUGAUAGAUCACUGGGCCAACAUGGAGAAGGCUGGCAAGAGACCUCCACGUCCAGCCCUGUGGUGGGUGAGUGGUGGUGGGCAAGAAUUAAAGUGGAACUUCAGAGAACUGAGUGACAUCAGCCAACAGGCAGCCAAUGUCCUCUCGGGGGCCUGUGGCCUGCAGCGCGGGGACCGUGUGGCAGUGGUACUUCCCCAAGUCCCGGAGUGGUGGCUGGUGACCCUGGGCUGCUUUCGGACUGGCAUCGUUUUCAUGCCUGGAACCAUCCAGAUGAAGUCCUCAGACAUACUCUACAGGCUGCAGACAUCCAAGGCCAGGGCCAUUGUGGCCGGGGAUGAAGUGGCCCAGGAAGUGGAUGCUGUGGCCCCUGAGUGCCCUUUUCUGAAGGUCAAGUUGCUGGUGUCUGAAGAAAGGAGAGAAGGAUGGCUCAACUUCAAGGCGUUGCUCAAGGAUGCACCCACCACUCAUCACUGUGUGGAAACUGGAAGCCAUGAAUCAGCUGCCAUCUACUUCACUAGCGGGACCAGUGGCCCUCCCAAGAUGGUAGAACACUCCUAUUCCAGCCUGGGCAUCAAGGCCAAGAUGGACGCUGGCACCUGGACAGGCCUGGAUGUCUCUGACACGAUAUGGACCAUCUCAGACACAGGUUGGAUAGUGAACAUUUUAGCCUCAUUUCUGGAACCUUGGUCAUUGGGAGCAUGCGCAUUUGUCCAUCUUUUGCCAAAGUUUGAUCCACAGACUGUUCUAAAGGUGCUGUCCAACUAUCCCAUCAACAGCAUGGUGGGUGCCCCCCUCAUUUACCGGAUGUUGCUACAACAAGAUCUUUCCAGUUACAAGUUCCCACACCUGCACAGCUGCUUCACUGGAGGGGAAAGCCUUCUCCCAGAGACUCUGGAGGACUGGAAAGCCAAGACAGGACUGGACAUCCGAGAGUUCUAUGGCCAGACAGAAACGGGUCUCACGUGCAGAGUUUCCAGAACGAUGACCGUCAAACCAGGCUCCCUGGGAACAGCUGUCCCCCAUUAUGAUGUGCAGAUCAUAGAUGAACAUGGAAAUGUCCUGCCCCCUGGCAAGGAAGGAGACAUAGCCAUCAGGGUGAAGCCCAUCCGGCCUGUAGGCAUCUUCUCUGGAUACUUGGAAAAUCCCAAGAAGACAGAGGCCAAUAUUCGAGGAGACUUUUGGCUUCUGGGAGACCGGGGAAUCAAGGAUUCAGAAGGGUAUUUCCACUUCUUAGGGCGGACAGACGAUAUCAUUAAUUCCAGCGGGUACCGGAUUGGACCAUCAGAGGUAGAGAAUGCAUUGAUGGAGCACCCUGCCGUGGUUGAGACAGCUGUGGUCAGCAGCCCAGACUCUACCAGAGGAGAGGUGGUAAAGGCAUUUGUGGUCCUUGCCCCUGAGUUCCUGUCCCAUGACCCAGACCAGCUCACCAAAUUGCUGCAGCAGCAUGUGAGGUCAGUGACAGCACCGUACAAGUACCCCAGAAAGGUGGAGUUUGUCUUGGACCUGCCCAAGACCAUCACAGGGAAAAUUGAUCGGAAAAAGCUUCGAGUCAAGGAAUGGAAAACAUCAGGACAAGCCCAGGCCCAGUGAAAUUCCCAAGGCCCUCCCUGGGCUUCUGUCUUCCCCAUUCCUUUCCUGUGACUUCUCAUUUUUCCUAUGGAGACAUAAGAUUACUCACGCAGAGGCAUGUAUGUGAAUUCUGUCUUUGCUUCAUUAUUAAAGCAGAACAAUGACAUGUUGGAUACUAAAAGAAGAAAGAGGGAAUGAGAGAUUUGCAGAAAGAAGUGAGAAAAAGUCUAAUAAAACAGCAAGGAAAAGAAUUACAAGUAAAAGCGGGAUGGAAGGGAGGAAGGAGGAAGUAGAAUGAAGAGGGGAGAAAAGAGAAGAGAAGGAACUGGAGAGAAAUUAGGAAAAGAGAAGAAUGUGGGCAGGACACUAAAGUCUUCCCCAAGUUGGUUCAAUUCUUGGGGACAUCGUGUCCAAAGGGGGAGCAAAUAUCAUAGAGCACAAGGCACUGUCCUAGGCAUGUCACAGGCCAUCUUCACUCAUAUGUGUUGCAUCUGCAGGCUCAACUUCUGCACAUCAAAACAUGCCACUCUCUGUGGCUCACAUUCCUUCUUGUUUCUACACUUCCUAGAAUCACUAUUAAAAUCAUUUCAAAAUCAAAACUGUGAUUUGGGCAAAACAGAAAGGAGGAGUUUUGCAACAGUUUAUGGACUGGAGAACCCACAGAGGAUAAGCACCCACACUCAUACACACAGACACAGACACACACAAAUAAAUAAAGUAAAAGUAAUAAAAACUAAAAAGAAUAAAGUAUGACAUUAGACAAUGCCUAAGUUUAGCUGCCUUGUUAGACACAAAUUGCCCUGCUCUUGAAAAGCUUGCACAUGUAUUUAGACGUUCUUCAAUACCUCUGCUCUCCCUCUUCUCUCUAAAGCCUUUUCUUGAUGGGUUUGCUCUCUGCUAAUUUUUCAUAUUAAAUUGUGAUUGAUAUGGCAAAGAUCUUAAAUGGUCACACCAAGGACUUACUUUAUCUAAUGAAAACUCUGGCUAGAGAAAAAUCUCUGUCCAGCCAAAGCUAUUUCAUAGUGGAGGGCACUGAGUGGUUUUUAGUUCAAUGACAUUAUCUGAGCUAAAUAAUAGUUAUCUGUGUCCCACACUGCUUUUCUGUUGAUCCUAACUGGUCCUUCUUAACCAUGGCCUACUAUCAUUAUCCCAUAUUGAGAUUUGUGUGUAUGAAUGCAUGUUCAUGUUUGUUUAGGGUGUGUGUGUGUGUGUGUGUGUGUGUGUGUGUGUGUGUGUGUGUGUCUGCAUGUACCUGAGUGUUCAUGUAUAUGAGCACCAAAGGAAAAUCUUGUCACUCUCAGGAACACCAUCCAUCUCCUUUGAGAAAGAAUUUGUCACUGGCCUAGAGAUCACUAGUUUAACUAGACUAGCUGGCCAGUGAGUGCCAGGGUUUCCUGUCUCCACCUCCCUAGCACUGGGGUUACAAGUGCAUGCUACUCCUUUACUUCCUGUGCUGGCUCUCCUAUUAAAACUCUUGAACAUGA